ACGUCACAUUUUCUCCGAUCGUAUAUAACCUAAAAGUUAUACGAGUUUUUGCAGUAUAUUUUAGUGUGAAUAUAAUUGUUAAUAUUUUGAGUGAAAAUUAAUAAGACAUUUGUUUAAUUAAAAUGGAAGUGGAAGAAGAAAAUCUCAGUGCAAUUAAUACAACAAAUAUAAUAUCUAUUGAGGAAAAUAACUCACAGGUUAUUUUGUGUAAUAAAAGUUGUACACAAAACACUGUGAAUAAUAUUCAAGAAACAAAUGACAAUAAUUUAGAAAAAGAAAAUAAUGUACAGUGUAUUUCAAAUAAUGUUAAUAAUAUUCAAGAUGAUUUUACCAAGGAUAUUUGUAUGGAUGAAAAUGAUAUUUCUUUGAAUGAUAAUAAUAUGCCAAUGGAAGAUGAAUUGAGACAAUUUGACGUUCUUGACGAUUUAGAUCGACAUAGAGAGGAAAGUACAACCGAUUCGGAUACUUAUGCAAAUGAAAGUAGUGAUUCUGAUGUGCCUGAUGAAGAAAUUGAAGCAAUGUUGGAAGAAAGUCUUCCAGAAGAAUUUCGGAAAAAAAGAAAAGGAUGCAAGGAUUUUGUACCAUAUGAGGAGAAGGAAAAACUUGUAUUGGAUGAAAUUGGACACAAUCAUUUUGAUGUUCUUCCCGAAGGAUGGGUUCAAGUGACACAUAAUAGUGGAAUGCCACUUUAUUUACAUAAACAUUCACGUGUUUGUACAUUGUCAAAACCAUAUUUUCUCGGUGCGGGAAGUGUGAGAAAACACGAGGUACCAGUGAGUGCAGUUCCUUGUUUACAAUAUAAAAGAGCACUUCAAGAGGAACAAGAAGAAAAAGAAAAGGAACAAACAUCCGUCACUGAUACAUGUAAUUUACCUAGUGCAAAAAUUGAAACUGUUCAAGAAAAUCGUGCAGCUCAUUCACUAGAUAGUGAACAAUUGAGAAAAUAUUGUCUAAGUAUGUUUCGUUUUAAAUCAAUAAAAGUCAUGAGAUUUCAAUCGUGGUCGGCGAGGAGAAAAUUUACAAAAAGUAAAAAACAUAGAAAACAAUUGGAAAGGCCAACAUUACCCGAUGGUACGAAAUUAAUAACAUUUCCCAUAGCAAGUUCAACAACAUCGGGAAAUAAUGAUUCAAAUGAACAGGAUUGUAGCGGUGGUGCACGUCCACCAAAACAUUGGAUAAUGAAUCCAUCGGGUAAAAGCUAUGUUUGCAUUUUACAUGAAUAUGUUCAGCAUGCACUUAAAAAACAACCCACAUAUCGUUUCAAAGAAUUGGAAAAUGCCGCAACACCAUAUUCAGCAGUUGUUUGUAUCAAUGAAAUGGAAUAUGGUUAUGGUUUUGGUAGUAGUAAGAAACAAGCGAAAGCAAAUGCAGCACGUAAAACACUUGAAAUUCUAAUACCACAAAUGAAGGAUAAAAUAUCAGGUGAUUCAAAUACCGAUGGUGUAUCAUCAAACGCUGGCUGGGCAAUAAAAGCAUCUAAAGGCGAUUCAGACGCUGAUCUUUCAUUUUUUGAUGAAAUAUCAAUAACUGAUCCGCGUGUCGCUGAAUUUUGUGCAAAAACAACAGAACCAUCGCCGCAUGCAAUUUUAAUUACUUGUUUGCAGAGAAAUUUUGGACAAGGUGAUAUGCAAAUUGAUUAUUCAGUGAAUACAUUGAAACACCAAAGAAAUGAAUUUACAAUGCGUGUUGGUAAACAUGAGGUAACUGUUGUUUGUCGUAAUAAAAAAGAUGGUAAACAACGUGCAGCACAAGAAAUAUUACAACGAUUACAUCCACAUAUUCAUUCAUGGGGUUCAUUACUCAGGCUCUAUGGUUCACGUAGUGUCAAGACAUUUAAAGAGAAAAAACAAUUGGAACAGGAGAUAACAUUGCUUCAGGGUAAGGCGACCGUUAAUCAACCGAAUCAUGCAAUUUUGGGAAAAUUGAAACAAGAAAUGAAAAAAUUAGCCGAACAACGAAAAGCCAUGCAACCAAUUGGUAAAUUUGUAUCCUCCGAUUUGCCAUCUGGAUCAUCAGCAAAUUUAAAUAAUGUCGACUUAUAAAUUCCCAAAUUCUGGAUGAAAAAUUAUUUUUUUCGAUAAAAAUAAAGAUAUUCAGUACGAGAUGAUUAUUGUCCUAAACAUGAUUUUAAAAAAAGGAUAAACAAUGGGUAUUUCAAGAUUUCGGUUCAAGAUACUAUAUUGUAUAUAGUUCACAUUUAUAUUAUGUACUUUUAGUUAAUUUUUAUUUUAGAUAUAAAUAAACUUUAAUUUAUAAAGAUAAAUAAAAUAUAAUUUAUAAAAAUAAAAGUUUAA
This is a messenger RNA of Leptopilina boulardi, 2294 nucleotides long. It is a transcript of the gene pasha, whose product is annotated as microprocessor complex subunit DGCR8. Gene Ontology annotation, cellular component: microprocessor complex. The coding region runs from base 123 to 2042 and encodes 639 amino acids. The record is from RefSeq and is a predicted model, not a curated record. Gene Ontology annotation, molecular function: heme binding; identical protein binding; double-stranded RNA binding. NCBI's taxonomy places the organism in Eukaryota, Metazoa, Arthropoda, Insecta, Hymenoptera, Figitidae. The transcript has 2 exons. Gene Ontology annotation, biological process: primary miRNA processing.